Saccharomycodes ludwigii is the source of this 93-nucleotide messenger RNA. RefSeq lists its product as uncharacterized. The record is from RefSeq and is a predicted model, not a curated record. Lineage: Eukaryota; Fungi; Ascomycota; Saccharomycetes; Saccharomycodales; Saccharomycodaceae. The annotation marks the transcript as partial. The transcript has a single exon.
AUGUCCACUGAUAAAAUCACCUUUUUACUUAACUGGCAAGCUGCUGCAUACCACAUUCCAAUUUAUUUGGCUCAAACCAAGGGAUACUUCAAA